Messenger RNA from Amphibalanus amphitrite, 1260 nucleotides. RefSeq lists its product as uncharacterized. Lineage: Eukaryota; Metazoa; Arthropoda; Thecostraca; Balanomorpha; Balanidae. Gene Ontology annotation, molecular function: nucleic acid binding. The transcript is spliced from 2 exons. The record is from RefSeq and is a predicted model, not a curated record. The coding region runs from base 94 to 1143 and encodes 349 amino acids.
AUAAUUAGCACGUGAUUUAAUUUUUCGACAUAUUUUUUUUUUUAGCAAUCAUCAGGCAACAAUUCCUCAUUCGGUCAUGUGAUUUUGGAGACCAUGGAUGAGUUUCAGCCACCGAAUCUGUGGAAGAGACAUGCAGCCCUCCUUGCCAUCCGCGCCGGAAAGACCAACCAGGAAAUUUCGGAGUUCUUCGACAUCAGCGUACGGAUGGUGCAGACUGUCAGGAAGGAGCUAGAGGAUUCCGGGUGGGACUUUGAGAUCACUGCAGCAAGAAAAGGUCACAAUCGGCGGUCUGAUGCUGUCAGAACACCAGAUUUCAUCCACCAAGUCCAGGAACUCAUCAACGCAGACCCCGGCAAGUCCAUGCGCGCCAUUGCACGAGAGGUUGGCGUGGAUGAGAAGGUGGUGAGGCUGGUGGUCCACGAGGACAUCCGGUACUCGUCUUACAAGAUGCAGAAGGGUCAGUUUCUGUCCCAAGCAACGCAGGAAAAGCGGCUCAAGCAUGCCAACAAGCUCAUCAACAAGCUCAAACAUCCACUGGAGCCCAACAUGAUGUGGUUCUUCUCUGGCGAGAAGAACUUCUGUCAAGACCAGAAGCUGAACUCGCAGAACAAUCGGUGGUUGGCUGUAUCUCCCAAGGACGUUCCAAGAGUCAUGCAGACCAAGUUCCCAGCAACCAUCAUGGUCUUCGGCGUCGUAAGCAGCGAGGGUGACGUCAUGCCACCCCACUUCUUCGCUGAGGGCCUCAGGCUGGACACCAACGGGUACAUCCGAGUUCUGAGUGAAGUCGUGAAGCCCUGGAUCGAUCAGGUGGCUGCUGGGAGGCCGUUCGUGUGGCAGCAGGACUCGGCACCAUGCCACACUAGCCGGAAGACCCAGGCAUGGCUGUCGGACAACUUCACCGAUCAUACCGGACCAGGCAUCUGGCCGCCCAGCUCGCCCGACUGCAACCCGCUGGACUUCUUUGUAUGGGGCGCAGUGGAACGAGAGACUAACAAGUCCUGCUGCAACAACAAGAGCGAGCUAAAGGCCAGGAUCACCAGAGCCUUCGGGGAUUUGUCGCGGGAGGCGGUGACGAUGGCCUGCGGCAGGUUCAGGCGCCGCCUGGAAGCAGUCGUCAACGCUGGUGGCGGCUUCAUCGAGUAGUCCUGUAGCUCAUGCAAAGGAGUGUAUGUGUACGAAGUUUGAUGAAUAUAUCUCUAAAACUGUGCUCACAGCGUCAUUUUUAAAUUAGCGUUGCAACGGCGCACGAAUACCGUCCGC